UUAAAGAUGGCGCCCUCUCAUGUACUAAGAUGCUGUCAAAAGGCUCUCAACUGGAUACCGGUUGUUUUUAUCAACCUUGUCGUCGGCUGGUCGUACUAUGCCUACGUCGUGGAGCUCUGUGUCUUCAGCUACCUGGUCAUCUUUCAUAUUUUCUUCAUCAUGUUUAUUUGGUCUUACUGGAAGACCAUCUGUACCAGGCCAGCCAGCCCCACCAAAGCGUUUUCUUUGCCCAAAGAGGAGAAGGAACAGUAUGAGAAAGAAGAGAAACCAGAAGCGCAAGUGGAGAUCCUGAAAAAAGUGGCCAAGGGUUUACCUGUGUAUACUCGCACAGCAGGAGGAGCCGUCCGAUACUGUGACCACUGUCAGGUGAUCAAACCUGACCGCUGCCAUCACUGUUCAACUUGUGAGAUGUGUGUACUGAAGAUGGACCAUCACUGUCCCUGGGUGAAUAACUGUGUUGGAUUCUCAAACUACAAGUACUUUGUCUUGUUCCUGGCCUACGCCAUGCUGUAUUGUGUUGUAAUUUCUUCCACAGUCAUCCAGUAUUUCAUCAAGUUCUGGACAAAACAACUGCCUGACACUCAUGCCAAAUUCCACAUCUUGUUUCUGUUUUUCGUGGCGGCCAUGUUCUGUAUCAGCAUCCUGUCACUUUUCAUCUACCAUCUAUGGCUUGUGGGAAAGAACAGGACCACUAUAGAGGCAUUUAGGGCCCCUGUCUUCAGCUAUGGCGCAGACAAAAACGGAUUUUCUUUGGGAUUUAGCAGAAAUGUGGCUGAGGUGUUUGGUGACCAGAAGAAGGUUUGGAUGUUUCCAGUUUUCACCAGUUUGGGUGACGGGCAUUCCUUCAUAACGAGAUUGGUGCACAUUGAACCCGAGCAUGCAAAUGCUAUCCUUAAGCAAAACGGCAAAAUUCCUGUUGAUGAUGAAAGCAAUGCUUGUAUGCUUGGUAACAACAUGCAAGACAAAAUGGAUGGCAAUGCAGAGAAAAUUGGAUCUACUUUUACUUAUACUUUUGAGUACAUUUAAUAUCAGAUGGAGCUCAGAUCGUCUCUGUCACAGUGGAAAGCGAAUCAUAGACAGGGCAUAGAGACACCAGUGAAG
Messenger RNA from Lampris incognitus (smalleye Pacific opah), 1101 nucleotides. RefSeq names its product palmitoyltransferase ZDHHC20-B-like. The coding region runs from base 7 to 1026 and encodes 339 amino acids. Gene Ontology annotation, molecular function: protein-cysteine S-palmitoyltransferase activity. Gene Ontology annotation, cellular component: Golgi apparatus; endoplasmic reticulum. NCBI's taxonomy places the organism in Eukaryota, Metazoa, Chordata, Actinopteri, Lampriformes, Lampridae. The record is from RefSeq and is a predicted model, not a curated record. The transcript has 13 exons. Gene Ontology annotation, biological process: protein targeting to membrane; peptidyl-L-cysteine S-palmitoylation; synaptic vesicle maturation.